AAAUACUAGUUUUAAGAUUUGACUUCUGUAAACUUUGAGCGGUUUAUACAUCCAACUCAUUUUUGUUAGCUGCCCAGCACGAAUCACUCAUUUUGAUACUUGCAAAGUAACAAUCUUUUUCACCACCUGAGGAAACAUGGGAAAGAGAGCUUCAGAUUCUGGUACGGCAGCAACAACUUCUACUUCACUCGCCAUUGACAUCCCUCCUACAACGCCCAACAGGCAACUCAGAUUGAGGAUAAAACCAGUGCAAAAUUCCACUAGUAAGGUCAGGGAUGACGAACUAAUUGAAAAAGAAGCAAGAAACAAAUCAGCAAAGAGGUCAAAAACAUCUUUAAAGAAGAAAAUUGAUCCCAAUAAACCCAAGAAACCACCCACUGCAUUCUUCUACUUCUUGGAGGACUUUCGAAGAGGAUAUCAGGAAGAGAAUCCGAAGGUCAAGACCAUGCGUGAUAUAGGAAAGGCUUGUGGAGAGAAGUGGAAGAUCAUGACUUAUGAGGAGAAAGUGAAGUACUAUGACAUCGCAACUGAAAAAAGGGCUGAGUUUGACAGGGCAAUGGCAGAAUACAUCAGAAGAAAGGAGAGUGGUGAAGAUGCACAAUCUGAAGAUUCAGAUUUAGAUUUUGAUUACUGAAUAUACAAUCAUUGGAAGGUAAAUUCAGAUGAUAGGCACAGAACCAGUAAGGGCUAUACUGAAUCUAUCAGAAUGCAGGUGAGGUUGGUAAAAUAGAAAGAGAAAAAUUGUAUAUUGACUGAUUAGUGGCUAGUGAAGGUGUGUGUAUUAGAAUUGUACAUCAUUUCUGUGCAGAUUACUUAAUUUCAUCUUCAAUCAGAACACAACCCAAUUACGUUGGCGUCCGAUUUGAGGUUGGGACGUUAGUUAAUUCAUUGUGAGACAGUUCUUUAAUUA
Messenger RNA from Beta vulgaris subsp. vulgaris (sugar beet), 910 nucleotides. Its product is annotated as high mobility group B protein 14. The record is from RefSeq and is a predicted model, not a curated record. NCBI's taxonomy places the organism in Eukaryota, Viridiplantae, Streptophyta, Magnoliopsida, Caryophyllales, Amaranthaceae. The transcript is spliced from 6 exons. Bases 137 to 634 code for a protein of 165 amino acids.